Eriocheir sinensis (Chinese mitten crab) is the source of this 4532-nucleotide messenger RNA. Its product is annotated as neuroligin-3-like. The transcript is spliced from 9 exons. Lineage: Eukaryota; Metazoa; Arthropoda; Malacostraca; Decapoda; Varunidae. The record is from RefSeq and is a predicted model, not a curated record. Gene Ontology annotation, cellular component: cell surface; postsynaptic membrane; synapse. The coding region runs from base 237 to 2150 and encodes 637 amino acids. Gene Ontology annotation, molecular function: signaling receptor activity; neurexin family protein binding. Gene Ontology annotation, biological process: postsynaptic membrane assembly; synaptic vesicle endocytosis; chemical synaptic transmission.
UCUAAAUCCCACUGUUUGUUGUCCCUCCAGCGAGCCUUGCAGCAGCGCUCCCUGUGGUGGUGUUCGUGCACGGGGAGUCGUACCAGUGGGGGUCGUCCAGUCUGUACGACGGCUCGGUGCUAGCGGCGCUCGGCAAGGUUGUCGUCGUCACCAUCAACUAUCGCCUCGGCAUACUGGGAUUCUUCAACCCCAAUGUGGACCCUGUCGGACGUGCCACGGUGGCCAACUACGGGCUCAUGGACCAGUUGGCGGCCCUACACUGGGUACAAGAGAACAUUGUGCGCUUCGGUGGAGACCCUGGCCACGUGACGGUGAUGGGGCACGGCACGGGGGCGGCGUGCCUCAACUUCCUGGUCAUUUCCCCUGCCGCGGCAGGCGCGGGGCUCUUCAAGAGAGCCAUCCUCAUGUCCGGCUCGGCCCUGAGUCCCUGGGCGUCUGUACAGGAGCCGGUUUACUACGCCGUGCAGGCCGCCCGCCAGCUUGGAUGCAGUGUACCUGAGGACCUGUACCGCCACUACGAGGCGCUGCUGCACUGCCUCAGGGACAAACCCUUCGAGCAGAUCCUUCAGGUGGAGCUGGAGACGCCGCAGUUCCUGUCGUCCAUCGGGCCCAGCAUCGACGGGGUGACCAUCAGGCACGACUGGAAGCAGCAGCACGCCAAGAUGGGUCAGGAGGGCCGCACACCCGUCGAUCUCCUGAUGGGGGUCACGGCCACGGACGUCCUGGAAGUGUUCAGCGACGCGGAGAUCAAGCACGGGUUUGAGGCCGACCAUCGAGACCGUCUGUUGAGGACCUUCGUCACCAACAACUACCGAUACCACCUCCAGGAGAUCGUUCUGGCCAUCACCGCCGAGUACACAGACUGGGCUCGCCCCGUCCAACACCCCGUCAACAUCAGGGACCUCACUGCCGAAGCUCUCCACGACGCCUCCUUCGUGUCCCCUGUCACUGUCUCCGCCAACCAGCUGCACAACCCCUCCAGAGCCUCCUUCUUCUACGUCCUUGACUACCGUCCCGCCAAGCCUGACCCCGUUAGGGGACCCAUCUUGCCUCUGAACGAGCUUGUGUACGUGUUCGGGGCACCCCUGGGAACUCUGGGACCUCUCUCCGCUGGCCUAAACUUCACGACUACGGAAGUGACGCUGAGUGAGGCCGUGAUCACCAUGUGGACCAACUUCAUCAAGACCGGAAAUCCGAACGAGAGCGGCGCCGGAGACCCGUACGCCCGGGAAAGGGAAAGACAGAGGUACCGCACCCAGAACUGGACUGAUUACGACCCAGUCCACAAAAGGUAUCUCGAUCUAGGUACUCGCGGCCGCGUUCGUGACCACUACCGAGCUGCCCGCGUGGCCCUUUGGUCCUGGCUGGUGCCGGGCCUCGAGCAGGUGGGGUCCCGCUAUGGACCAGACUCGCCAUUCCAUCGUCUGCCAAACUAUCUCCAACCAGACACUUUUUCGGGGCCCACGCGACCCACCAACCUGUCCAGCAACUUCUUGCCGCCGCCCACUACCCAAGCCCCGACCACGUCCGAGGCCUCCACCUCAACCCACACCACGCUGCUGCCCACCGAGCGAGUCAUCGUCAACAUCAGCAGCGUGACCGGUCCCCUCGAGGAUCACAACUUGAAGGCCAACACUCAAGGGGGCUUCCCGUACACUACAGCGCUCAGCCUCACCGUUGCUAUCGGCUGCUCACUCCUAAUCCUCAACUUGCUAGUGUUCGCGGCCGUGUACUACCGCCGGGACAGCUCACGUCAACCUUUUAGCAAGGCAACUCACGACGGCAGCAGUGACAGUGGCAACGAGGUGCAGCUCCACCCGACCUGCGACCCCUGCAAGCCCAUUUCACCCUCGCAUUACGGAACGCUGCGCUCCUCGGCCACUCUCCGUAGCAGUCUGGCCACCUCCUUCGAAGGGGACGCGCAACACGAGUGGCCUCCAGACUACACUACCAGUUGCCAGAGUGGCGAGGACACAAACCUCUGCGCGCCCAGUAGCCAAUGCUUGAUGUCCGCCUCUGGGCAACCCCACAACGGCACUGCAGCCAGACGCAGCGGACAAAGACAAAAUCUGUCCAAUUACAACCCGCAUGUCGAUACUCAACUCUCGCCCUCCUACAGCCACGACGACACCCCCGACCUGCACGUCUGAAUCUGUGUCUGGCCCGGCGAGCAGCAUGUGGAGCGUUCUCGUGACUGCUGGCGCCGAACGUAUCAGUGUUUAUGUUUACUGUUGAUUGUGAUGGGCUGAUGUUAUCCAGUAACUGAGUGAAGUAUUUCAUAGACAGGGACCUAAGAGUGUUGGCUGACCUCAGAUGUGAGUGGCUACGGUCUUCAUAAUAAUGUUACCUAGUGAAAUGGUUCUGUGACAGUUCUAAAUUAUUGUUAUUAUUUGGCGCAACAGUUAUCAGUAGUGUAGCGAGACAAUACACACGAACCAGAGGAACUAGGAAUUUCAUCCUGUUCAUCUGAGUGAUUCCGAUCGCCUCUCGUGUCUGCUCAGACAGUAUCAGACUUAUCCUUGUGUACACGACCCAAACUGGAAAAACUCGGUUCAGAAAUAGAAUUAUUUGAUAUAAAACUUGCAAUACGUAGUUUGUAAAGCAGGAAGAUGAAAUUCGUCGAAAAAUAUUUAGGAAAUAUUAUAAUGUUUACAUAGUGAUAAUUCCCGUGGAAUAUAUUUAGAUAAACAUGUGAAUAAGAAUUAUGAUCAGUCCAACACGUUACAAAAAGCCAAGGUUAUGACUUGCGGUGGAACAAUCUGUGCUUACUUUUUCGAUUUAAAGGCAUCCUGUUACUCAAGUAAACUUUGGGCAAAUUAAACUCUUUAGGGAAAUACAAUAUCACUUCUAAUCGGUAAUUACAGCGUGUUGAGUUACUGGUAUUACUGAUAUCUGAACGUGAAAACAAAGUCUUUCGCAAUAAAAUCAAUCAAAUCUAAGGAAAAAUGCCGGCUCUUUGGAUCAUUCCGGGUUCAAGUCAUUCCUCGCCCAGCUCGUCUGCUUCGUGGCAACAAUUUUGUCUCCACUCCCAUCGGGAAAUCUGUUUUCCUACCGGACCACAAAGUGAACCUGGACCUACAUGUUUAUGUUUUUAUGUUGUGUAAAUGUUCGGAAUACUAUAAUAUAUCUACAUAUAAAUUUUUGUGUCCACCAUCACUUCAGCAAGGCCUGGAUACUUCUUAAUGAAAAGGUUUCUGGUGAAGUGCAGACGCGUGCGUGUGUGUGUGUGUUUACUUUGCCAGUCGAGUCAAGCUUUAGGAUCACUAGCUCGCUGUAGUGGAGGGCUGCACAUCCUUCUGCCGCAGUGUCCUGUAGGUGUGAUGGAGCUUAGAGACAAAGUGGUGUGCGAGUGUAUGUGUAUUUGGACCUUAGUGUUAUUAUUUUUGUUAGAGAACCUCGCCCCUCAGAGCCACCCUCUCUACACACAAACCCCAUCUUGUACAAUAUGUCCUUCCUCCUUUCUUUCGUCUUUCCUUACUCCUUCCCUUCCUUUCUCACAUUCUUCUUCCAUCUCUUCCUCCACCUCCUCUUUCCUCAACUCCCUUUCUUAUUUAUCUCUUCUUUCAUUCUUCCCUAACACUUUUCUUUCUUCCAUUCGUCCUUCCUUUCUUCAUUCCUUCCUCCUAGCAACCCAUCCCGCGUCUUCAACAAGAGGAGCCUCUCGUCAGGCCCCCAUAGGAUGAGAGUGACGCAGAACUGAGGGAUGAAGCUCAAUAAUAAUUCUACAUGAAGAAAAUAUAAAUGCUUCCCAACAUCUCCACCUCCUCCGUUUUGGUCUCGGCUGAAGCAUCACAUGGGGUUCUUUGAGGCAGUGUCGAGCGAUGUGUUAUGGAUUACGUCCCACUUUUUGGUGCUCCUCGCCCCCAUCACUUCCUAAUUCCUCUUUACUCCCCUCAUCGCCCUUAUCGUGACCUUUGUUUCCGAGACAUCACAGUUUAUCUACCUCCUCAUUACCCACAUAUUCCCCUGCAAAUUAGAACACUCCUUCCUCUCAUUACGUUACUAUUCAACCAAAAUACACCAUGAACUACAUCCCUUUUGCUAUUUAUCUCAUCUCUCACCACAGUCAUACCCCCCCCCCCCCCACAUACACACGUAAUCCAUUAUAAAGCAGAGAGCUAUCCUGCCUCUCCUUGCUCUCGUCUUUCCUACCAAAAACAACCGUUCCACUAAAAGAUUUAACAUGCUCGCAACAGAACCAUAACCAUCCCACACAACCUACCUCUUCUGUCUCCUCUUCAUACGUGUUAUCUACAACCUGGUCUUACACGCCUUCCCUCAACCUGGUCUCAAACGCCUUCCCUCUCCAAUCCGCAUUCGCCCUCUCCCCCUUUACACUGUCUUUCUUUCAGCCCUCCAAGUCCCCCUUCCACACUCGCUCGCCUGAAGUCACUCGCCCCAUCUGAGAGCUACGGAGACCACUCGUCUGUACAGCUUUUUGUGCACCUCGAGGAACUGGAGUGACGGUGCUUUUCUAAUUGUAAGAGUAAUUAUUUUAUACAAGUGUCGAUAAUAAUAAAUGAAUGUUUAUA